This is a messenger RNA of Scophthalmus maximus (turbot), 1759 nucleotides long. It is a transcript of the gene dnpep, whose product is annotated as aspartyl aminopeptidase. The record is from RefSeq and is a predicted model, not a curated record. Lineage: Eukaryota; Metazoa; Chordata; Actinopteri; Pleuronectiformes; Scophthalmidae. Gene Ontology annotation, biological process: proteolysis. The coding region runs from base 135 to 1559 and encodes 474 amino acids. Gene Ontology annotation, molecular function: aminopeptidase activity; zinc ion binding. The transcript is spliced from 15 exons.
CCGCCUGGCCGCAGGGUGUCACUGUGGUUCCACAUGUGAAAACAUCAUCCUCUCUGUGUGAUGCUGUCAGCUGAUCUGCCUCAGACUGUCUUUCCUGUUGCACUGUGGCGGAGCACAGACUGGAACUAUUAUUAAUGCAGCAUUUGAUCAUGAAGAGCUCCAAGGAAGCCGUACAGUCCGCUGCCAAAGACUUUCUGCAGUUUGUCAACAGAGGGGUGUCUCCAUAUCACGUGGUCGAAGAAUGCAGGCGGAGUCUGCUGGAGGCGGGGUUCAUUGAGCUGAAGGAGACGGAGCAGUGGGACAUCAAGCCGGCCAGCAAGUAUUUUGUGACCAGGAACUUCUCCAGCCUCAUUGCGUUCGCUGUAGGCGGACGCUACCUGCCAGGCAAUGGUUUCUCCAUGAUCGGAGCCCACACCGACAGCCCCUGCCUCAGGGUGAAAACGAGGUCAAAGAGGACAAAGCAGGGCUGCCUGCAGGUCGGGGUGGAGUGCUACGGUGGCGGCAUCUGGAACACCUGGUUCGACCGCGACCUGACCGUCGCCGGCCGCGUCAUGGUGAAGAGUGAUGGCAAGCUGGUCAGCCGGCUGGUCCACAUCUCCAGGCCUCUGCUCAGGAUCCCUCACCUGGCCAUCCACCUGCAGCGGGACGUCAACGACUCCUUUGGCCCGAACAAAGAGAACCACCUUGUGCCAAUUAUCGCCACUGUUGUCCAGGAGGAGCUGGAGACGGGCUGCGCUUCCUCUGGAGACGCCUCCUCUGCUGCCACCACUGCAGAGAAACACCACCCGGCGCUGGUGAAGGUGCUGUGUUCAGAGCUGGACGUCGAGCCCGAGGCCCUGCUGGACUUUGAGCUCUGUUUGGCCGACACUCAGCCUGCGGCUCUGGGAGGCGUAUACGAGGAGUUCAUUUACUCUCCUCGCCUGGACAACCUGCACAGCUGCUACUGCUCCCUGCAGGGGCUGCUGCAGUCCUGCGCUGGAGACUCUCUGGCCAAAGAUCCCAACAUCCGCAUGAUCGCUCUGUACGACAACGAGGAGGUGGGGUCAGAGAGCGCCCAGGGAGCUCAGUCCAACCUGACGGAGCUCAUCCUCAGCCGCCUCGCCUUCUCCCCCUCCAACCCAACCAGCUUCCAGCAGGCGGCGCCGCUCUCCUUCAUGAUCAGCGCUGACAUGGCGCACGCUGUGCACCCCAACUACCAGGAGAAGCAUGAAGAGAACCACCGACCAGCUUUCCACAAGGGCCCAGUGAUCAAGUUCAACAGUAACCAGCGCUAUGCUACCACCGCUGUCACCGCCUCCAUCGUGAGAGAGGUCGCCAGCCGCGUCGGCGUGCCUCUGCAGGACGUGAUGGUCCGUAACGACAGCCCGUGUGGAACCACAAUCGGACCGAUCCUGGCUGCCCGCCUCGGGAUCCCCGUAGUCGACAUCGGAGGUCCCCAGCUCUCCAUGCACUCCAUCAGGGAGAUGUGCUGCACCUCCAGUGUCCUGCAGAGCAAUACCCUCUUUAAGGGUUUCUUCGAGUUGUUCCCCGCAGUGAGGAGCACACUGAUCGUCGAUUAGAGCCCGGAAGGACCACAACUAAUGGAAAUAAACAAUCACUCGUCAUUUUUCACCAGAUGUUGAUGCAAAGAGUGUUGACGAUAAAGACAAAUCCAUCUCCAUAUUAAAACCCAACAAGUUGGAAUUGUCCUCUUGAUGAAAUUCACACACAAAAUGCACUUGUUGAUCUUUCUUAUGGAAUAAAAUUGUUCAGAAAAUAA